GCAGUGUCUGCCUUAUAUCUCACAGCUCAGCUGUGAUCCAGACUUCUUCCAGAGUGUGUGCACAUCCAUGUCUGUAAGAUCCAGAGAGGAGGCCCAGCAGCUGGAGUCUCUGCUGCAGCUGCUGGGCUUCCAGCUGCUGCUAACAGGAGAGUUACACAGGAAAAGCUGCUGGUCUGUGGGGAGAGUUCUCAGACUGUGUGGCUCUAAAGUGGAUCUCAUCCUCACACCCAGCAAGAUGUCUGCCAGAGGAGGCGCUCUGCUCUUCAGACACACAACACAACUACACAGUCUGAGGCUUUCCAUCGACAUGUCCUUGCUCCUGUCUCAGUGGGUAAGAAGAGGCAGAGCGGCCUGUCGGCUGGCUGUUGAAGAGCUUUCUCUUGUGCCUAAGAAAGCCCGACCAUCACACAGAGUAUUGUUGAGGGCUGUCAGUAGUUUGGCUUCCCUGCUGAGAUACUGGACAGUCGGACGGUUAGACCUGACUGAGACCUGCAUCCCUGCUCAGGGUCUCAUUGCACUGCUGCUCCAUGAUGGUCCUCUGACAGUCAAACUGAGUGAAGAGAGCUUCCAGCAGCUUCUGUCUCUCCUGCAUGAAACCCAGGACAAGGACUUGACGUUGUCCUUCUUGAGUAAGGUUGGUGGAGACCUGACCUCCUGCUGUCUGAGCUGGGAGCUUCUUCACUAUCUGCUGCAGCAGCCGUCAGCUCAGACCAUCACUGUGAACCUGAGGAAGAACCUGUUCUUACAGGAGGAAACCACACGUCUGCUUCCCUUCCUGGACAGGAUUGUGUUUAAAAGGCCCAGUCCCAGCUUUGUGAUCAGCUCCAUCAGAGAGCUCUACAGAGCUCACAACAGUCACACUGUACCCAGUUUACUGAGGUCACUCGGUCAUGUGAUCAACCUGAGCUGCAGAAAGCUGGACUCAGUGGACUGUGCCGCUCUGAUCUUCAUCCUCAAACACGGAGACGGAGUCAAACUGAACCUGCUGUGGACCUCCAUACCAGCAGGGGGAGUAGAGUCCAUCCUCCUCAUGCUGGACAACGUUUCUCAUCUCAGUGUUGACAGGAACCAGCUGCUGAGGUUCAUCCACUGCUGUGCUGCCUGUGACGUCCAGCAGGAGGCAGCGUCAGGCCUGCUGAGGACUCUGCAGCACAGCUUGGAUCUGUCCUGCUCCUCCUGUGUGGAGCUACCAGAGGAGGAUCAGCCUGAGCCUCUGAGUCUGACUGCUGAUGACUGCAGGGCCGUCUCCACCAUCCUGACACACAGCAGCCGGGACACACAGCUGGACCUGCGAGACUGUGAGGUGGAGGACAGCGUGUUGGACCUGCUGUUUCCUGUCCUCCACAGGGUCCGCCUCAGAGUCAGUAAAACUGUCCUCCUCCAGCUGCUGUCUCUGGUUCCUGUGAACAGUGAGAGGGACACAGUGAGGCGGGCGGUGUACCUGUGUACAGCCCUGGGUGGAGAGCUGGAUCUCAGUCACAGCACACUGGAUCAGAGGGUCUGUGGGGCUUUGGUCCAGAUGCUGGACUCGUGUGAGGGGCUGACAGAGCUGGACCUCAGUCACUGUCAGCUCACUGACCAGCUGCUGCUCCCUCUCAUCACACAUCUGCACAAAGUCCAAGUCCUAGAUCUGAGUCACAAUCAGAUCACUGAUGCUUCGACUGAUGUGUUACUCCAGCUGCUCUCCAUCAACCCCUCCAUCCACUCUGUGCGACUCUUCAGCAACAACAUCGUGCACAGAGCAGCCUUCAAGGAACACACGCAGUUUGAGAUCUGGUGAAGCGCUCGGCAUCAUCACUGUCGUCAUUAUCAUCAUCCUCCUGGUCAUCAUUAUCAUCAUGGUCGUCAUCAUCAUCAGAGCAGCCUUCAAGAAACACACGCAGUUUGAGAUCUGGUGAAGCGCUCGUCAUCAUCUUUAUCAUUGUCGUCAUGGUCGUCAUCAUCAGGGAGAUGUAGUUUUAUGGUCUCAGUAAAAACUCUCGCAAUUGCUUCAUACUAAUCUGUAAUAUACAAGAGCAAUAAUAGGUCAGUAAGCGUUAAUAACUACUUUAGAGUAUUUUCUUUUUCAUGUCGUAAUUAAAAUGCUUUGUUUUAUUUAUUUGUGUAGAAACAAGCACGUCUCAUGUUUCUGCUGAUUUUUAUUUUAUGGAGAUCUGAAGCCAUCUAGUGGUCAUCCCAAUAUUUACACAUCAGGUUGUAUUAUUGUGAUUAAAAUAUUUUCAAUUAGUGAAAAAACAAAGGCUGUAACAGUUACACUGUACAUUGUACAGUUCUGAGUCGGCUUUGUUUAUUUUUGGUACUUUUGCAAUAACUGUGCUGAUUUUUGUGUACUCGCACACAAAUGUUGAUUCCACGAAAUACAAACAGAUACUGAAAAGUGUAACAGCUGAAUUGUUUAUUGAACAAAUAAUGAACAAGUUCUCACAAUCAUCUCUUCCCGAUGGAAUGUCAUAUAUCAGUAAUAACAAAAAAAAGGACGUCACAGCAGAAGCAUAAUGUGUUGUACAUGUAUUUUUCAUUUAUUGUAUUUACCAACAUCAAGACGUUGCAAGCAAGCAGCACAUUAAAGACGUGCAGUGUUUUCAGAAAGAAGUUUUUUAGACCGGCUGUUAUUUUGUUACUACAGAUAUGUGAAAUGUGCUGUUAUGGUUUAUUAUACAAAUCAUUUAAACAUUAUAGUCCAUUGUAAAGUCCAUUGUGAGAACUUGUUCAAUAUUUGUUUAAUAAAAGAUUCAGCGGUUACAUGCGUUAUACAUGAUUUGAUUUGACUGAUUAGCAUUCAAAUAUCUCAGUGAAUACAGAAUAAAGAUUACCACAAGGCAAGAAAGCAUGAGACAAGGCUAAUCAAAAGGUAUUGGCUGAAGCAUUUGCUUAUUACGCCAACCCUUUUAACAAAAAAUCUAUUGCAUGCAGCUCCUGUACACAGGGCUCGAAGCAAAGAAUAAAACAAAGCAAAGC
Messenger RNA from Oreochromis aureus, 2958 nucleotides. RefSeq lists its product as uncharacterized. NCBI's taxonomy places the organism in Eukaryota, Metazoa, Chordata, Actinopteri, Cichliformes, Cichlidae. Gene Ontology annotation, molecular function: protein binding. The transcript is spliced from 9 exons. The record is from RefSeq and is a predicted model, not a curated record. Bases 68 to 1780 code for a protein of 570 amino acids.